GAGGAGUCCGUGGCCGUUGGGGCGGGAAAAAGCUGUGGAGGGUUCGAGGCUGUGGUGGUAAUUGGGUUUUCCUCAGACUUGAGGCGACGACACACUCAUUGGAAGGGGACGAGGAAUCCAGGGUGUGGCAGAAGACUGGAGAGGAGCUAAGGGGGUCGGUAUGUGGAUCCAGUGAACCCGUCCAGGUGCCCCAAGAGGCUCGUGAAUAUGGACGGACCCAUGAGGCCACGAUCGGCCUCCCUCGUUGACUUUCAGUUUGGAGUUGUCGCCACAGAGACGAUUGAAGACGCCCUGCUUCACUUGGCCCAGCAGAAUGAGCAAGCAGUGAGGGAGGCUUCGGGGCGGCUGGGCCGCUUCAGGGAGCCCCAGAUCGUGGAGUUUGUUUUUCUCCUGUCUGAACAAUGGUGUCUGGAGAAAUCUGUGAGCUACCAGGCUGUAGAAAUCCUAGAAAGGUUUAUGGUAAAACAGGCAGAGAACAUCUGCAGGCAAGCCACAAUCCAGCCAAGAGAUAAUAAGAGAGAGUCUCAGAAUUGGAGGGCUCUGAAACAGCAGCUUGUCAACAAGUUUACUCUCCGUCUUGUGUCAUGUGUUCAGCUGGCCAGCAAACUUUCCUUCCGAAACAAAAUAAUCAGCAACAUUACAGUCUUGAAUUUCCUCCAGGCUCUAGGCUAUCUACACACUAAAGAAGAACUGCUGGAAUCAGAGCUUGAUGUUUUGAAGUCCUUGAACUUCCGAAUUAAUCUGCCCACUCCCCUGGCAUAUGUGGAGACGCUCCUAGAGGUUUUAGGAUACAAUGGCUGUUUGGUUCCAGCCAUGAGGCUGCAUGCAACCUGCCUGACACUGCUCGACCUGGUCUAUCUUCUGCAUGAACCCAUAUAUGAGAGCCUGUUGAGGGCUUCAAUUGAGAACUCCACUCCCAGUCAGCUGCAAGGGGAAAAGUUUACUUCAGUGAAGGAAGACUUCAUGCUGUUGGCAGUAGGAAUCAUUGCAGCAAGUGCUUUCAUCCAAAACCAUGAGUGUUGGAGCCAGGUUGUGGGGCAUUUGCAGAGCAUCACUGGUAUUGCCUUGGCAAGCAUUGCUGAGUUCUCUUAUGCAAUCCUGACUCACGGAGUGGGAGCCAACACUCCGGGGAGACAGCAGUCUAUUCCUCCCCACCUGGCAGCCAGAGCUCUGAAGACUGUUGCUUCCUCUAACACAUGAGGGAGGCUGAAUCCACCAAAUAUAAACAGCCAUCCGUCACUGCACUCAUGCCUCCCUCUGUUUACUUUCAUACUAAGGGUACAAAAAUUCCAAGUCUCUUUUGAACUGUAUUUUGUAUGCCAAUUUCAUGCUUAUUUUUCCUUUAUCAGAGAGAGUUAAGGUGGACGAGCAUGCCCUUUUUGUCAUAUCAGCCUGAAAAUGUUAAAAAGCUAGGUGGAGACAGAUUAGUUGUUUCAUUUUUGUUUAACAAGGUAUUUAUACUUUUAGCUUAAUUUCAUUAAGAGGAACAUCAGGCAUUGCAAUCAGUAUUAAUCAGGGGCUCAAAUACAGACUAUCUGGGUGACCUUGACUAAGCAUCAAGGAGGUAGCCUUUAUUUCCCCUUAAAAUUAGUUUAACAUCUCUGUUCCAUUAUUCAGAUCUACACAAACAAGGCUUCCUCAACAGCUAUCUAUUUUUACUAGAGUCUUUUUUUAAAACUAAAACUAACUCUAAAGAAGUUUCAACAGAAUUUCCACAUACCUGCAUUCAUUAGAACUUGAUUCUCCCAGAAUACAAAGUACUCUAUUUUAAAGAAAAACCCAACAGUGCACCCCUGGGCAGUUUUCAGACUGCAGCAAAUCUUUUAUUACAAAUAAUUAAAUCUCUCCAUAAUGUCUCAAACAGUAUCAAACACCAUUUCAUAUCUCUAACACAGAGCAGAGUCGGCAUUCAGUAUAAGAACCAAGUGAAAAGUGUUAAAUUUCAAGCAUCUGAUCACAUCACAUGGUGACCAGGUAAAGCUUAGAUGUCAUUUUCCCACAUUAUCCAACUGUGCAUCUCAAACAUAUCCUCAUCUCAGUAAAGACAAAAGUUUCUAUUUCAUAUUGUUAAGUGCAGGAAGUUGAGAGAGAUAAAAAUCCAGUGAAAACACAUCAAUCUCAAUUCAACUCAGUUAAAAAAAAGAAAAGCAAAUUUAAAUUAGUUUUUUUCAGAGAAGAAAGGGAAAGGAGUCCAUGGGGUUAAGAAUCAAAACUGACCAGGGCUGGCAACUAUAGAUGGCAUGUUGUAGCUCUGGAAAGUAUCUGUCACAUGAUAUUUUAAAAUAAAGUGGCUUUUGUGGAUUUUUUCUUUUUUGGUAUUGUAAACAUGUACUGUUUAAUAUUACCCGAAUUUAAUUUAAAACAUGUUUGCAAACAAAACAAAAUUAAAAGCCUUUAAGGCAAACCUCCCCCUAAGGAAAAAAGUCAUUUGUUAUAAAAUUGUGAGGACACCCAAGCAAGACCCCACUUAAGAUUCGUCAGCAUGAACUUGAGAGCUUUUGUCCACUGCUCCUCAGAGUUAAACUGGGUUUUGAUGGAAUAGGAGCCGCCACUGCCUCCUGUGUCUUCAAUCUUGCCUUUCUCCACAUCCAUCCUGCAGAUGGACAGAGCAAAACUCAUUAGUAACUGAGAUCUGAGUUAAGUAAGUUCGGGGCAGGGACUUGAUCAUGGGACCAUUCACGUCAUUUUAUCUAUUAAAGAACACUUGGUGAGGAAUGAUAGUGUAUUUUGGAUUUGCUUGAAAGCCAAAAAUCAAGAAGACUGUCACAAGAGCCUCAUUGUCAUUGCAGAGUACAGGGACAGGACACACACCCAAAGAGAAGAGAAGCCUGGAGUAGGGGUGAGUGAGGGUUACAGUACUUCUUGCUGUUUUCCUAGGCAUCCCUGAACUUGGCGGGGGAGAAAGGAGGCAGAAGAAAAGAAAUGCUUUGUUUUGGGGUGAUAGAAGCAGCCUUACUCUAAGUAAAAACUAGAGUUUCCAUCCAUCAAUGGGAUCCUAGAAAAAUCAAAAGAAGCAUUCCUGUGUAUUUCCAAGGGCUUCAGGGAAAAACCUUCUUGAAACUGGAGAGGAGGCUUGAGCUCUAUGCCAAGAAAACCCCCUAAACCAUCUAAGGCAACAUUCUUCUACUCCAAGGACUAGGUGGUCACAUUCUGUCCUGCUUGCAGUACUGGGUCAGUCUCUGCCCAUCAAUGUCAUGUGAUUCUGUGCCAUUUUUUUGCUUUCCCACCAUUUAUACUGUUUUGCCUCCAUUA
Molecule: messenger RNA, 3252 nt
Organism: Homo sapiens (human)
Lineage: Eukaryota; Metazoa; Chordata; Mammalia; Primates; Hominidae
Gene: CNTD1
Product: cyclin N-terminal domain containing 1
Exons: 7
Coding region: 208-1200 (330 amino acids)
Biological process (GO): regulation of meiotic cell cycle
Cellular component (GO): nucleus; cytoplasm; chromosome
Source: RefSeq, marked validated